Cyclopterus lumpus (lumpfish) is the source of this 3823-nucleotide messenger RNA. Its product is annotated as protein FAM13A-like. NCBI's taxonomy places the organism in Eukaryota, Metazoa, Chordata, Actinopteri, Perciformes, Cyclopteridae. The record is from RefSeq and is a predicted model, not a curated record. Bases 1301 to 3802 code for a protein of 833 amino acids. Gene Ontology annotation, biological process: signal transduction. The transcript has 17 exons.
UGUUGUUGUUGACACCACAUUUAAAUCCACUCCAGAACAGUACUGGGACACCAGAUUCCCACCAUCAAAUCCGCACAGCAUGGGUCGACUUAACUCGCAUUAAGCUUCAGCAGACAGUUGGUGUACUUGUCUUUUACGACAGUAAAGCUUGUCUUUGUCACAUCCAGAUGUAAAAAAAAAAAAAAAACUACAAAAGCUAAAUUUUUCCACAGCUUCACCACUAUGUUGGGGUGGAGUCAGAUGUGUCCAGGAAAUGGGUGUGGAUUGUAACUGAUAACAAGGAGGAUGGCACACGAGAAGACAGACCGGUACAACAAGAGGUCAUCAGGAUACUGUCGGUUGCUCCUCCCCUCCUGUUUACAGAACGCGGCUAUCACUGUAAACAAGCACAAUCCCUAGGCAGUCACACUUAUUAUUAGACUUGUAUUGUUUCAGUUAUUGCCACAGAGGAAAGGAUGUGUUUUAUUCAAUCAACAACCUUUCAGCUCUUCCCCCAUCCCUUGAUCUCCCAGUCUCAUCUAUGCCAGCCUUGUUUUCUCCGACAGUUAACGGCAUGCCAGUGGAAUGCGGUGUUAGUCACGCUGUUUAGUUCUCCAUAUGAGAGGAACAUGUCAGAUGAUCAUAUAGCGAGAGGAGGAAGAGUUGGUUAGGGGGUGUGGUGUUGACAGCAGAUGCUUGCCAAAUGUCGGGGCCGGUUUUAGGUUGCUGUAGCUGCAGAGAGAGGAAGAAUGUACUUUUCUUUCUGGUUAUAAAGGCCGUGGAACCAUAGCAGAGGAAAAGGAGAACGUUAUAAUGGUUUCAUUUAAAGAAUGAAUGAGAAAUACAAACAAUGUCCAGCUGUACAAAGCAACUAUUUUGCCCAAAAUGUUUUUUAAGCUCCAUUUAGGUACAUUGUUUGUUCGUUUCAUUCUAUUCUUUUUCCAAUGUUUUAAUAAUAAGGCUGUCAAUAUCAAAUGAAAUGACUUUGUAGGACAGACAUUGCAGCACAUAUUCUUGCAAUGCAGCAUGUGUGGCAGUUUUUUUUUUUGGCCCCCCGCCCAAUAACUAGUCUCAACAGCUUUUUGUCCUUGUACGAAUGUGUUAUGUAAUCCAUGUGGCCUUUGCUGUUAUUAUAGUUGACCUGCCCGCAAAGGAAACACUUUUAAUAUUCAAAUUUUUCACUUUUUCUUCCCUGUUGUUUAUGCUCUGUUGACCUUUACCGACCAUGCUUAUAUCGUAGCCUUACAAAACACCACAGUGGACCAUAUCAACCACAACAUGGUAUAUUUAAAACAAACAGCUGCUGCAGGUUAAACAUGUGAUGACUAUUUUGGUCCGAGGUGGGGCUCACCUCCAUAUUGGGAAUGUGAAGUCAAAUGUACCAGGAGCUAGUCACAUCUCACAAUGUAGAAGUUGCCAUUGUCAAAGUGAAGCUGUACAAGCUUUUAGUCGGUGGAACAUCUUUUUUUUCUCGAGUGUAGAUUUUGAUUCACCGAAAGCAGUCUGGCCCACUUCAUCUUCGUUCAUUGUUCCCUCAGGACCCCGGAUGCUGGAGGAGCAGUAUGUGAGUAAUGCCCUGCUGCUCCAUCUUCUGAGGCAUCAGAAGGUUCUCUUUCCAACCCAUGCCCAUGACACAGAGGCCUCCUCAAUCACCUCCUCACCCCCUCCUACUCUAUCUGCUCUUUCGCACUUUGAGGUCCGAUCCAGCAGCUGUCACUCGGAGCAGAGUGGUGUGGACAUUUUGGAGCGAGAGACCACUUCCAGCUCAGCCACCAGUGCUUUGAACCAAACAAUAUGGAUGCAGUCGCAACUCAACAGCCCUGACACACUGGUGCGGGGUUGUGAAUCCACCUCUGACGUCAGCGCUGACAUUCAGAAGCUGAUUCCAGACCAGGAGGCUCGGGAGGAGAGCCGUGACAGUACAGAGGCAGGUUGUGUGCUCUCCGGCUCCACUGACCCGGGGCCAGAGCAACGCUCACUCCAGAGCAUCCCACCCCAAAGCUUCGGGGGAGAGCCCCCGGAGUUGCAGUGUACCACACAAGGGGUCUUUGCGCAUUACAUGAUGCCACCGUUCACCUCCCCCGCAUUGGAGACAGAGGAGGAAGUGGUAAAGAACAGGAGGAAACCUUCCUCACCCAUUGAAGACGACUGUUCAACGGUUUCUGCAGCUGCUGGACAGAAACCAUCAGUUUCAGACUGCUGCAUAGCGAAUGAAUCACAGAACAACAACCGAACACAGACUCGGCACAAGGAGAGUCUUUUGUUUUUCAGCUUGCUGUGCUGCAAAGUGUACAAGACAGAAGCCACGACCACAGCGUCUGAGAAGAGCCCCUUCUUCAAGCUACACGGCCUGGAGGCCGACUUGGGACCCCUGCCCUCACGGGUAGAGCCGCAAGUUCAGGAUAACCUACCUGCCCAGCAACAGCCUCUUUAUACUGAAGAGCAGAACCUGUAUUUGACCCACAAGCGGCUUCUCCACUCGCCGUCGUCGCCGCCUACUCAGUCUGUACACAUGGAAUCCCCUCAUUCAUCAGAGUCCAGUCCUGUCCUGUCCACUGCAUUUCUUUCUGAGGGGACUUCAGGAAAUUACCUGCCGAGCCCACCGGGCCCUAAAACCAGCCCACUCCUCUCUCGCUUUACGACGAGUGACUGCCCCAUUCCAUCGCCUCGCUGCCCCAACCUAAGUCACAGCCUGCGCUACAACCUAGACCCCGAUACGGCCCCUUCUCCACCCUGCUCACAGCACAUACGCAUGGCUCGCAGCAGUGUCCACACAGAGUCGCACAUGUCCAUCUUAGUGCUCAGCAGACACAUUCACGCCCUGAAGAAGAGGAUCAGGCGCUUUGAGGAGCAUUUUGAACAGGAGAAGCACUAUAAGCCGGCACAUAACGACAAGACGGCACAUCCAGAGGUGGCUAAACUGAUGAAGGAGCUCAUCAAGAGUCGCAAGCAGCUUAAAGAGCUGAAGCUGAGACGAUCAGGAGAGGGGGGUCUGAGAGGGCGGGGGGACUUCAACCCAUCAGCUGAAUCAUGCAGUACCAGUACAGGCCAGAGAGAGGCAGCACUUGCAGGGGCUGAGCUGCAGCUACUUAACGACAGCAACACCAAGCCAGAUGUGGAGGAAACCGUCAACAUGAUAACCAACCGACUGAAGGAAAGGCGACGAGAGCUGGGCCUUCCCGACAGUGUUAAGGAGAUGUCCCAUUUCCAGACGACAAUGGAGAAGGCCAGUCUACAGAAGUGUUUGCUCUACUUUGAGAAUUUGCACGGACGACCGAGUACCAGGCAGGAGCGGACUCUGAUGAAACCGUUCUACGAUCGGUACCGUCUUGUCAAGCAGCUGCUGCCUUCCUCUGCUGCUCCGGCAGUCAUUACGACCAUUGAGGAAGAGGAGAGCUCUGAUGAAGAGCAUCCUAAACAGCAAAGCCCCAGGAUGCAUCCAGUACAACUGAAAUCCUACAGGUGUGAGUCUUCAGAUGAGCCGCUGCUUCUGCCGUCCCUGGAAAUGACCGAAACACCUGUGGUGUCCCCGCUGGACGAGGUGAAAUCUUUCCAGCCACAGAUUAUCACCAUGGCAACACUACAUGAAGCUUCCAGACCAGAAUUGCUGGAUCACCUCAGGACAGCACGAUUAGAGAAGCGGAGGCUUCACCUAGCGCUCCGAGAGUUUGAGAACCACUUCUACAUGCAGAUCGGCAGGGCUUGUCAGAAGGAGGAGCGCGGGCCGAUGGCCGAGGAGUACCGUCAGUACAAGAACCUCAAAGCGAAGCUUCGACUCCUCGAGGUCCUGCUCAGUAAACAGGACUCAACCAUGACUAGUUGAGUCAACUCACAGUGGGACUUU